GUUUCUCUUGAUACAAAUGUUUCACCUUUGAAUGUGAAUCAAAGUGUAUGAUCAACAACUUCUCAAAAGUCUUUUGUAGCUUGUGAUGAAUGAUUCUGCAUCUUAACUAUGUUCUUAAUGUUUAUUUAUUAUUCUGUUCAACAGGUUAUUGCUAUCAAUGAAAUGUUCCCUGGUCCCCUUAUUAAUGUCACAACCAAUGAUGUUGUCAAUGUCAAUGUCUUCAACAAUUUGGAUGAACCACUAUUCUUCACUUGGCAUGGUAUACAACAAAGGCUUAACUCUUGGCAAGAUGGAGUUUCUGGAACAAAUUGCCCCAUUCUACCUCAUCAUAAUUGGACUUAUGUCUUUCAAACCAAAGAUCAAAUAGGUACCUUCUUCUACUACCCUUCUAUUCAAUUCCAAAAGGCCGCCGCGGGUUUCGGAGCGAUUCGAGUCAACAAUCGCGAUGUCAUUGCCGUGCCUUUCCCCAAACCGGAAGCCGAAUUUGAUCUUCUUAUGGGGGAUUGGUCUACUGAAGACUACAAGAUAAGUAAGUCGAUGAUGCGAAAUAAGGAUGUAAAUAGUUAUGCAGUUCCUAAAUUCAUUCUGAUGAAUGGAAAAGGUCCUUAUGGAAACAACUUGUCAAAGUCCUUUGAGUCCUUCACUGUCACACAAGGUAAGAGCUACAGGUUUAGAAUAUCAAAUGUGGGGAAUGCAUUGAGCUUGAAUCUCAGAAUUCAGAAUCAUGAAAUGCUACUAGUUGAGACAGAAGGCUCUUAUACCAACCAAAUCCCAUUGGAUUCUCUUGAUGUGCAUAUUGGCCAGUCCUACUCUGUUAUUGUGACGACGAAUCAAAGCGAAGCUGAUUAUUAUAUCGUCGCCAGUCCAAAAUUAACCAACACAAAUGAUUCUAGCAACCUUGUAGGUGUAGGAGUGCUUCACUACUCAAAUUCUACCAAAGGUGUUACUGGACCUCUGCCAACUGGACCAGACCCUUUUGAUGUUGAAUUUUCACGAAAUCAAGCCAAAUCCAUUAGAUUCAAGGAUAACUUGAGCAGGUGGAAUUUGACCGCGGGAGCGGCAAGGCCUAAUCCACAAGGAACCUUCAAUGUUAGCAAUGUGACUCUGUCACACACCUUCAUUCUUCUAGGUUCCCUGGAAGAAAUAAGCGGCCUACCGCGCUAUGCCGUCAAUAAUGUCUCUUAUUACACCAUUGGCACGCCGUUGAAACUCGCCGACCACUUUGUAAACGGCAGCGGCGUAUAUCAACUCGAUGCGUUUCCUCAUGACUCUGUCAAUGCUAAUGCUUCAUAUGGAAUUUCAGUUGUUUCUGGUAAACACAAAGGAUGGGCAGAAUUUGUCUUCAAAAAUAAGAUGAAUGUCAUGGAUACUUGGCAUUUGGAUGGUUUUGGUUUCUUUCUUGUGGGGUUUGGAGAUGGAGACUGGACCCCGGCCUCACGUGAUACUUACAACCUUGUUGAUCCGGUCGUUAAGUCCACCGUCCAAGUUUACCCCGGAGGAUGGACGGCGGUUUACGCCUUCCUCGACAAUCCCGGAAUGUGGAACUUGAGGUCACAAAUUUUGAAAAGAUGGUACUUAGGCCAAGAACUAUACAUUAGAGUUUUUGAUGCUGAUCCUGACCCUGCUAAGGAGAGACCACCACCAGAAAACCUUCUUUUAUGUGGUUAG
Arachis ipaensis is the source of this 1668-nucleotide messenger RNA. Lineage: Eukaryota; Viridiplantae; Streptophyta; Magnoliopsida; Fabales; Fabaceae. The record is from RefSeq and is a predicted model, not a curated record.